Messenger RNA from Blastomyces dermatitidis ER-3, 1252 nucleotides. Its product is annotated as mRNA decapping hydrolase. Bases 148 to 1101 code for a protein of 317 amino acids. The transcript is spliced from 3 exons. Gene Ontology annotation, cellular component: nucleus; P-body. The record is from RefSeq and is a predicted model, not a curated record. Lineage: Eukaryota; Fungi; Ascomycota; Eurotiomycetes; Onygenales; Ajellomycetaceae. Gene Ontology annotation, molecular function: RNA 7-methylguanosine cap binding; hydrolase activity. Gene Ontology annotation, biological process: deadenylation-dependent decapping of nuclear-transcribed mRNA.
CUACAACAAUCAGAUGGGAUGGCAGACAUAGGUAAGUUACCACAUCAAGAUUUAUUUGCAUAAUCACAGAUUAACCAAGGCGGGAAGCUCCGAGCUUGGUGAAACAGAAACUAUUCAUUGCAGUGGGAAUUCGGGUUAUUUAACUCGAUGGCUGAAUAUAAACAGGCGGAGAGCUUGAUCCCGCAAUUCAAAAUAGAGAGAUUGCUCAACCAAGAUCAAAAUGACCGCCGCAUAUCCAUCCUCGGAUCCAUCAAUGAUGCACCUGGCAUACUAAUCAUCGAAAGAGCGGCUUUCGUUUCAGAUUCGGAGUCCAUUAAAGCGUUUCAUGCUGCGUUAACUAAUGUGGCUAUCCUUGGGGCCAACGAUAUAUACCGCUGGUACCUUGCAUCAACUGGACAAAAUCAUGUUUCCCCACCAGACUUAAAACUAAAUCUGAUUUGGCCCUGCACGGAGCAGCACAUCUUGAAAUACUCGGCGCAAAAUGUGCGCAUGGUUACGGAGACGCCAGAGAUAUAUGCGAACCACGUUCGCGCUUAUAUGCAGGGCAAAAGAGAGGACGGCAGGUUGAACUGGGUGUAUAAUAUAAUCGAAGGGCGGAAGGAGCAGGAGGAUGUGAUAAUUCGAGUGUCUGACCCAGUUGAAGGGUUCUUGCUGUUGCCCGAUCUUAACUGGGACCGCAAGACAAUAGGAACUCUCCGUCUUCUUUGUCUAGUGGAGCGACGUGAUAUAUGGAGCCUGAGAGACCUAAAGAAACAGCAUAUCCCAUGGUUGAAACAUAUGAGAGAGAAGGUGCUAGACGGGGUCGUGAAGGUUUAUCCCCAACUUGAGCGAGACCAGCUGAAGCUCUAUCUCCAUUACCAACCAACUUACUACCACCUUCAUAUUCAUGUUGUCAAUGUAAUGUUAGAAGGUGGCUCUACACAAUCUACGGGGAAGGCCUUUGGUUUGGAGAAUAUAAUCUCGCAGCUAGAAACUAUGGGCGGUGGACCGAAUGCUGGAAUGGCUGAUGUUUCGCUCUCGUACUUCAUAGGUGAGGAAAGUGACCUGUGGAAAACGGUGUUUGAACUCUUAAAACGAGGUGAGCAGCCCAAAAUAGGUUGAGCUGAGGAAUGAUAAAGAAAACUGUUCUAGAUAGAUCUUGUUUACUUUAUUUAUUAUUUCAAUUGUUAUAGAUGAAUACUCUAUAUGAUAGAGCUAUAUAACUAGUAAAAGAAGAAUUCCAAAGCAAGACUGAUUAAUCUGUCACUCUCAC